UUUGAUUUCAACCCUUUUUCCCUUUAAAACCCUCUGGAAUCUCUCUCUUGUGUCCCCGUACCCUCUCCCAUCCCAAACUUAAUCUCUCUCUCUCAUCCUGCUCUUUGCCAACCCAUUUUCAUUUUGCCAUUUUUUUCCUUCCUGUUUCUUGUAAUCCAAGUAACAGUCAGCUAGACACAGCCAGCAGCGAAGUUUUGGGAAUAUCUGGUUUCAUGUUAAGGAAGGGAAGAGUGGUUGGUUGAGCCAUGAGUUGCAACGGGUGUCGAGUCUUACGAAAAGGGUGCAGCGAGUCUUGUAUUUUACGUCCUUGUCUGCAAUGGAUCGAGAGUCCUGAAGCACAAGGCCACGCUACUGUUUUUGUUGCCAAGUUUUUUGGGCGUGCGGGGCUUAUGGCUUUCAUUUCCGCUGUUCCAGAAUCUCAACGUCCUGCUUUAUUCCAGUCACUGUUGUUCGAAGCUUGUGGGAGAACAGUGAAUCCUGUGAACGGAGCUGUUGGACUUUUAUGGACUGGAAACUGGCAUGUUUGCCAAGCGGCAGUUGAAACUGUGCUACGAGGAGGAACUCUACGGGCGAUGCCUGAACUUAUGGCUCCGACACCAGCAUCCGACGAAGCAUCCGAAGCAACUUGUACGGACAUGUGGAAGUUGCAAGAAACAUCAACAAAUCUGAACUCGAACCGUCGGUUUUCCAAUUCAAGAUCUAAGGUUUCACCUAAGCGUAAAAGGAUUGAAGAAUUCAAUAAAUUACAGCCGUCCGAUCUAGAUCUUUGCUUGACUCCAAGCUUUACAGGCAAGCAAGUACCGGAUAACAGACGACCAGGGACUCCGUCUAUGAACUCGGAGGAAUCUGUCAUGACGACGUGCUCUGAAAGUGGGUUUGCAGAUCACCAAGGACAAGGCGAAGGAGCAGAUAAGAAGUUACUGAAGUUGUUCAUUUGAAGAGAAAAAGUCUUUUUUUUAGGUGAAUCUAACGUUGAAAUGAUCUAGUUUCGCUGUAAUAUUCUUCCUUUCUACCACUACAUUUCUUUUUUGGGGUUUAGAUUAUUUUUGGUGUACUUCUGGGGAUGGGUUUUCCCGGAAAUGAUUUUUCAGGCGAGUUUUUGUAAAUUUCCGGCACAGGAUUUCUCUCUUUUUUAUGUUUUAGUGUGUUAAAACUGUUAAAAGAGAGAAAAAUGAAAGUCUGUCGGAGAUCUUAAAAGCAUCUCUUUUUUUUCUUU
Molecule: messenger RNA, 1216 nt
Organism: Durio zibethinus
Lineage: Eukaryota; Viridiplantae; Streptophyta; Magnoliopsida; Malvales; Malvaceae
Product: LOB domain-containing protein 37-like
Biological process (GO): regulation of gene expression
Source: RefSeq, a predicted model, not a curated record